Exophiala oligosperma is the source of this 1517-nucleotide messenger RNA. RefSeq lists its product as uncharacterized. The record is from RefSeq and is a predicted model, not a curated record. Lineage: Eukaryota; Fungi; Ascomycota; Eurotiomycetes; Chaetothyriales; Herpotrichiellaceae. The transcript has 2 exons. Gene Ontology annotation, cellular component: lipid droplet; ascospore wall; prospore membrane. Bases 165 to 995 code for a protein of 276 amino acids.
CUGCGGUAUGUGAAAAUACAAAUUCUCAUCUCAUGGAACCAUGAUAUCCUACGCGCCUCUCGUUCUCUCUACACCAAUUUCCUGUCCGUGACCCUCGACCAACUUCGAGCCCGACCGCUUCUCCCUUCAUUGCCCAUUUUCAAUCCCAAUACAUCACCGUCACGAUGAGCGAACGAGUCAAGCAAGUUGCUGCCGAAGAGGCUGAGCGAGUCAAGGUUAUGACCAGAGAAGCGGUCGAAUCUCGUGCCUAUCUGUAUCCUUUCAAGGGUAUCUUCUAUUUCAUCAUGCACAAGGAUCUUUGGCGCCCGUUGUUGUCAAAGCUAGCACCUACUAUCACCCUCGGCAUUGGAGUCACCACGUUCAUGUUCCUCAUUGCCUAUGUUCCACAAGCUGCUGUCAUGGCCUUUACCUCUGGUCCAGUUGCUGCCGUGUCUGCGGCCCUCCUCACUUUGAGCGAGAGUUCGACUUUGGUCAAUCUCCUUUCCCGAACCUUCCUCAUUGAGGGGGCACUCACGGAUACAUUUGACGGCGUUUUGUUAUCUCGUGACUGCGUCAACUUGGUGGAAGGCGGCAGACAGAUCUCCAACUCGGGGGACAAUAUCGCUCGACUCGGAAAAUUGAUCAAGAAGCCGUUCGCCAAAUUCACCCCGAACGCAAUAAUCAGAUACCUAUUGUACCUACCACUCAACUUCAUCCCGGUGGUGGGAACCUUGAUAUUCAUCAUAUUGCAAGGAAAGAGAUCAGGUCCGGCGGCACAUAUGAGGUACUUUCAGCUCAAGGAGUGGUCGAAGAGGCAGAGAGAAGUCCACAUUUCAGAACACCGGGGAGGGUACACGUCAUUUGGCGUUGCAGCGUUUGUCUUGGAAAUGAUCCCCUUUGUCAACCUCAUCUUUGCAUUCACCAACACUGUCGGAGCAGCUCUAUGGGCGGCGGAUCUUGAGAAGAAUGCAACCACUUCUCCAAAGGUGCGGGAGCUCGCUAAGAAGGCAGAAUAGCUCCAAAGGAUGUCGUUGUUCGACAAUAGAGGUGGCUGCGCUGUGAUGUCCAAGCCGAAAACAGUCUUGACAGCGGACAUAGAAUGACAUGAGUGUUUGGAAUAUACUUGAUCACAGUGUAGGUAUCGUGGAUACUUGCUGAUAUGCACCUUUUGCUUUCUACCUUGUAGGACUCCCAGGAGGUUUCCUUCCUCUGGCACAUUACUUUUGAGACCGUAUGCUUAACUACAGGGAUAUUUACUUUCACCGCCUUGUGCAUAUAUGUGCCUCCUUACCGCCCAGGGCCGCCGCACCCUCUCAUUCACGUAUUCAUGCUAUGUCAACAAAACAACAAAGUCGCGACCUUGUUCCUCCUCGUUCUCCUUCUCUCUCAUCUCCCACCCAUCUAUUACUCACAUCGCCAACAGCAUUCUCUCAACAACGCGACACACCCGGACUGUACAUAUCCUUUGCCUCAAUCCUUUCAACUGACCCAAUACACUCCUUUAAUAGGUAUUGACCUUUCGCCGUGCGUGCUGCUGG